UGGUAACAUUCAUUGAGCUCCUGUGCUGGUUUCUACCUGUCAGCAGCUCCUGAUACACUACUAUACAGGGAAUAAAAAAUGAGCUUGCUCAGCCCAGAAGCAGCAAGCAUCCUUUAGGAACCUUCUGAUGCCACACUGAAGACCAACGUGCAGUGCUCUGCUUCUCAUGGUAUGAAAAGAGCCUCUUGAAAGCUCAGUGAUGUACAUAUGGUCUUUGCUGCUUCCUCUGGUGUUUUGUUCACUUGAUUCUCUCACUGGAAUAUGGAUGAUGCAAGCACCAUUAAAUGCCUCAGCCCAGAAAAAGUGGAAAGAUGCAUGAGUUCCAUGCAGGCUGGCACCCAAAUGGUCAAGCUCCGGGGCGGUUCCAAAGGGCUGGUUCGCUUCUACUACUUGGAUGAGCACAAGUCCUGCAUCCGCUGGAGACCCUCGCGGAAGAACGAGAAAGCCAAAAUUUCUAUCGACUCUAUCCAGGAGGUUUGUGAGGGGAAGCAAUCGGAGAUCUUCCAGCGCUACGCUGAUGGCAGCUUCGAUCCCAAUUGCUGCUUCAGCAUCUACUAUGGAGACCACAUGGAAUCUCUUGACCUGGUAUCUUCCAGUGGAGAGGAAGCACGCACCUGGAUCACAGGCCUGAAGUACCUGAUGGCAGGGAUCAGCGAUGAAGACAGCCUCUCCAAACGCCAAAGGACCAGAGACCAGUGGUUGAAGCAGACAUUUGAUGAGGCAGAUAAGAAUGGGGAUGGCAGCCUGAGUAUUAGUGAAGUGCUCCAGCUGAUGCACAAACUGAACGUCAACCUGCCCCGACAAAAAGUCAAGCAGAUGUUUAAGGAGGCUGACACAGAUGACAACCAGGGCACGCUGGGCUUCGAGGAGUUCUGCGCCUUCUACAAGAUGAUGUCCACGCGCCGCGACCUGUACCUGCUGAUGCUCACCUACAGCAACCACAAGGACCACCUGGAUGCGGAGGACCUGAGGCGCUUUCUGGAGAUUGAGCAGAAGAUGACAAAUGUAACUGAAGAGCACUGCCUGGAAAUCAUCAGCAAGUUUGAACCAUGCCUGGAGAACAAGAAGGAGGGAGCUCUGGGCAUUGAUGGGUUCACCAAUUACAUGCGGAGUCCAGCGGGAGACAUCUUCAACCCCGAGCACUACCAAGUGAAUCAGGACAUGAGCUACCCUUUGAGUCACUAUUUCAUUACCUCUUCACAUAAUACCUACCUCAUGGGAGAUCAGCUGAUGUCCCAGUCUAGGGUGGACAUGUAUGCAUGGGUGCUACAGUCUGGCUGUCGGUGUGUGGAAGUUGACUGCUGGGAUGGGCCGGAUGGUGAACCGAUUGUCCACCAUGGAUACACUUUGACUUCCAAAAUUCUCUUCAAAGAUGUGAUUGAAACUAUCAACAAAUAUGCCUUUAUCAAGAAUGAGUAUCCUGUUAUCCUGUCAAUUGAGAACCACUGCAGUGUUGUUCAGCAGAAGAAGAUGGCUCAGUAUCUCACAGAAAUCCUGGGAGACAAGCUGGAUCUGACUUCUGUGCACUACGAUGAUUCUACCAAGCUCCCUUCCCCAGCAAGUCUUAAAGGAAAGAUACUGGUUAAGGGGAAGAAACUUCCAGCCAACAUCAGCGAUGAUGCAGAGGAAGGUGAAGUUUCUGAUGAGGACAGUGCUGAUGAGAUUGAUGAUGACUGUAAAAUAAUGAAUGGAGAUGCUUCUAGUAACAGGAAAAGAGUGGAGAAUAUAGCAAAGAAGAAGCUUGACUCUCUGAUAAAAGAAUCCAAAAUCCGUGACUGUGAGGAUCCAAACAAUUUUACAGUUGCCACGCUGCCAUCCUCAGGAAAGGCUGGGCUCAAAUCAGACAGUAAGAAGAGUAAGGUUGAGGAUGAUGUGGAGUCUGGGGAGGAGUUCAGCAGCACCAAAAGGCCCAGCCGGUCGCUGAUGGGCAGCUUCUCUAAGCGCAAGAAAAAAGGAAGCAAAUUGAAGAAGGCAACAAGUCUGGAAGAGGGUGAAGAUGAUUCAGAUUCUCAAGGAAAUGUAGCCAGGAGCUCUGUGCAUUACAGCAGGAUAAACCGACAGAAGAAGACAAUGAAGCUGUCCAGGGCACUCUCUGACCUGGUGAAAUACACCAAGUCUGUUGGCAUCCAGGAUGUUGAAACUGAAAUCUCUUCCAGCUGGCAAGUUUCAUCUUUCAGUGAAACAAAAGCCCACCAGAUCCUGCAGCAGAAGCCAGCCCAGUAUCUGCGUUUCAACCAGCAUCAGCUGUCCCGCAUCUACCCCUCCUCGUACCGUGUGGACUCCAGCAACUACAACCCCCAGCCCUUCUGGAAUGCUGGCUGCCAGCUUGUUGCACUAAACUACCAAUCUGAGGGGAGAAUGCUGCAGCUGAACCGGGCCAAAUUUAGUGCCAAUGGGAAUUGUGGCUACGUCCUCAAACCAAACUGCAUGUGUCAAGGUGUCUUUAACCCAAAUUCUGAAGACCCUCUGCCUGGUCAGCUGAAGAAACAGCUGGUUCUAAGAAUUAUCAGUGGUCAGCAGCUCCCCAAACCUCGUGAUUCCAUGCUGGGAGACAGAGGAGAGAUCAUAGAUCCUUUUGUUGAAGUAGAAGUUAUAGGCUUGCCUGUCGACUGCUUCAAAGAACAAACCAGAGUAGUUGAUGACAAUGGUUUUAACCCCAUGUGGGAGGAAACGUUGGUGUUCACGGUGCACAUGCCAGAGAUCGCCCUGGUCCGGUUCCUGGUGUGGGAUCAUGACCCCAUCGGGCGUGACUUCAUCGGGCAGAGGACCAUAGCCUUCAGCAGCAUGCUGCCAGGUUACCGCCACGUGUACCUGGAAGGUAUAGAAGAGGCAUCCAUCUUUGUUCAUGUGGCUAUUAAUGACAUCUGUGGUAAGGCCAAACAAGCUCUAGGUCUAAAAGGCCUGUUUCUCAGAAAUCCAAAGCAGGCCUCUCUGGACAGUCAUGCUGCUGGGCAGCUCCACCGCAAACAUUCCUUUAGCAGCCACAUCUUGAGGAGGACAGCCAGCGCUCCCACCAAGAGCCAGAAGAAGACCAAGAAAGGCUUUCCUGAAAUUGCUUUUGACUCAAAAGACAACAGCUCUGAAGGGGCCGGGGAAGAGUGUGAAGUGGAAGCUGCCUCACAGCCUCGCUUUGAGCAAGAGCCAGAAAGUGCCCCCCUGUCACCAGCUCCCCGAGAUGGUGCCAGCGGGGAGGUGCAUGGCAAGGGGUUGAAAGAUGUCUGCCAUUUCUCAGUACAGAGGUCAGUCACUUCUUUAUGCAGCCUAGAAACUAUCACUGAGGAGCCUGUAAUUGCCAAUGACCACCAUCAUGCCAGCCUUUUCUUCCCUCUACCCGUUGCUCCUUACAGUGAUUCUGAAGAAGGGUCUGUGUCUGGACAUUCCACCCCAUCUCGAUCAGAGGCAAGCAGCACAUCCAACCAGCCUCUCCCCACCAGAGAUCAAAGAACAACUCUGGCUGCAGAAGACCAAGGGCUGACCGUCACAGAAGCAGCUGACACAAGUUUAGCAGUCCAAGAGGCUGAGAGGACAAGCCUGGUGGGAUGUCUGAAAGAAGAAAAUGGUGAGACACAGGCAUGCAGUAGAGCUGGAGAUGAGCUCAGACUGGCAGCACAUCCUCAGCAAGCCUGGCUGGUAGCGGCAGCAGGCAGGGCUGCUGGCCAGCCUCUGGAAAACUGCCAGAAGCAAAAUGACCAACCAGGACAGGUAUUAACAGACACAAAAAGCACCACUGAAUCCAAAGGGCAAAACCUGGGUGCAGCAGCUGUCGCGCUGCAGCCGACCAACGCGAUCGGCAGCACCCAGGCAGCGCUGCCUCCAGACACCUUCCGGAAAGCCCAGGCUGCGCAGGCUCUGCCCGUCCCUGCUCCUCAGAAGAGCUCUUACAUCUUAGUGAGAAGGUCCAAGAACGAAGGACUCAAGAAGUCAGACUCCUCAGCCUUAACAAAACCCCCGAGCUGCCUGUCUCCAGCAGCAGAAGUGUACUUCGAUGCCACUGUUAACGACCGGCUGUGGAGCAAGCUGGAGGUGAGCAGCCCCCGGGACAGCCUCUCCUCCUCCUCCAGCAUGUCCUCCAACGACACAGUCAUCGACCUCUCCCUGCCCAACCUGGCUCGCAAAAGCCUCCCGGACCUGGGCGUCCGGCACGACGGCUUCGAGCCCCUUGCCAUCAGGAAGGGAAUGCGCCCGAGGUCUGCUACGGCGUCCAGCAACGAGAUGCCACUGGUGAGCAAGAGCAAAUCCAACCCCAACCUGAGGUGUGGCCAGCUGCCAGCCGAUGAAUUGUGUCCCCGGCCCCUCGCCAGGAGCGCUCAGGACGCCUUCUCGUCCAUUCCUAGGAGGCACACCUGGAGCAGGCUGUACAUGGAAAGUCUCAGGCAGUCUUCUAACAAAUCCAAAGCUCACGACAUGGUUGGGAAUAACCAGGCAAAAUCCAAGAGCCUUGGAGACCUUACCUCUGAUGACAUUGUGUGCACUUUUGAGAGCAAAUACCGUAGCAUCAGCAGGAGCUUCGUCACCCGCUCCAUGCGGGAGCAGCGCCGCUCCUCGGGCCUGAGGCCCUCGGGCAGAUCCCAGGACGAACUGACGGAGCAGCUGAAGAAGCUGACGGCCUUCCAGCAGGAGAAUGACAUCACCUCCCCCAUCAGCCUCGACCCCACGGAAUCCGAAGAGGAAGGGGAGAGCCUGGGACUCCUGCGCAGGUCUUCGUCGCGCAGCCAGAGCCGGGUGCGGUACAUUGCCAACAGGGCCAAGCAGGCGCAGGAGAGGCAGCGGCUGCAGAGCCUGGGCCAGCUCAGCGGGAGCCCCAUCGAGGAGAGGGGCAACCCAGAGGGGGCCUGCAGCGUGGCCAAAGCACUUUGUAUGGAUGUAGCUUCUCCUGCCACCUUUACACCCCAGCCUAAGAACCAAACUGAUUAUAAUGCUGACACGGAAGUCUUCUUUAUGCUGAAACUGUAGUUCUGGGCAGCACUGGGAAAAGGCAAUGUUUACAUUCCUGGCAAAACAAACCAGAGUCACCUGAGAGGCGCCAGAUAUCCUCUCCUGGCUCAGUGCUUCCUGGCCUUCCCUCACUCCUAAGGGUACUUUAAUAGCAUGACUCCAAAAGAGCAGGUGGUGAUUGAUUUGUCAGCAGGUUGCAGGAGCAGAACCAGCAAGUGGAACUGGAGACUUGGAUUUCCACAGUCCUAAAGAUCUGACCUUUGCUUCUUUUAAUUGCACUUCUCCCUGCCUCAAAUUUGGCCUCUUUUGUGUCUGGCCACUUCUUGCAUUUGCAGUUUUCUCUGUGCAAAUCUCCUGUUCUUUCCUGGUUUCAGUCACUGCUGCUCACAGUAGGUGAACAUCUACAUAAUGUUAACAACAGCCAAGGUAAAGUUUGCUCUUACAACCUGUGGGUCCAUGAAAGAGGCUGGAUUUAGAAUCCUGCUCCCUGUUCUAUUAUUUGGAAGAGUUUGAGGCUCUGAGGGUGUCUCCUCUGGGACUUGAGUAAUCAAGUCUGGUUGAGAGAUGUCCCUGGUCAUGACAGGGAGGUUGGAGUAGAUGAUCUCUGAGAUCCUUUCCAACCUGAGCCAUUCUACGAUGGUGAAACAUGCAGAGUUGCAGUGUAGUUGUUCCAUGAACUGGUAGUGCAGUAGAUCAAAUCCAUCCUCCAUCAUGGACCUGCUUAUUUCAGUGAAAACCAAGAGGGUCUCACUCUCUGCAGCAGAGUUCUCACUCUGUUCCAAAGCAUUUUUAAACCCAAGCUUGUUCGUGGAGAUGAAUACAUCUCUGUGCACACCCCUGUGUGUAUGCAGAGAUGGCUGCACACAGCUGCACCCCCUGAGGCUGAGCUGUGACUGCUCCUUGUCUCAAAAAGGGGAACAAGACAGGAGGGGGAAGGGGAGUGACUGACACCAGCCAGGAAAUAUCUUCUGCCUUCCAUUCAGAAAUGGCUCAGAGCAUGCUAAGCCUUUCCCUGACCACUGCACCCUCCCUUCCUCCUGGUGUUUUACCAAUGCUGCUGUACAUAGCACUUUUUGGGAUGAAUUUUACUACUUCUGUAUUGCACUGCCAUGCAAAAAAUUUCAAUGCUAUGUUGGA
Molecule: messenger RNA, 6072 nt
Organism: Dryobates pubescens (Downy woodpecker)
Lineage: Eukaryota; Metazoa; Chordata; Aves; Piciformes; Picidae
Gene: PLCH2
Product: phospholipase C eta 2
Exons: 22
Coding region: 262-4953 (1563 amino acids)
Biological process (GO): phosphatidylinositol-mediated signaling; lipid metabolic process
Molecular function (GO): phosphatidylinositol-4,5-bisphosphate phospholipase C activity; calcium ion binding
Source: RefSeq, a predicted model, not a curated record